UUUUUGUCGCGCAUGUCGGGUCAAAUCCGAAAAUCCAUCCGACCGGAGAACCCGAACCGAAACCCAAGCACGUUUCUCGAUUUCUUCAUCUCAGAACACACGGUCUGACAGUACACGCAAAUCUCUUUGAUUCUUACAGGACCGCUAUGGAGGUUGCGACCAUUUCUUGUUCACACUUGUUACCCCCCACGCGCCCACGCGCCGUUCUGUCUGCGAAAAGGAGCACAGCCGCAGCUUCUUUAUCCACCAAUUUUCUAUAUCCGUUCACCGGCGGCAGCGUUUCCGGCGACUUCACCGGACUCAAGAUUCGACCCCCUUGUCUUAACCCACUUGCCCCCCUUUCUUCUAGUCCCAAACGAGGCGUGGUCACCAUGGUAAUUCCUUUUUCAAGAGGAAGUGCAUGGGAGCAACCUCCUCCGGAUCUGGCAUCUUAUUUGUACAAAAAUCGAAUUGUUUAUCUGGGCAUGUCUUUAGUUCCAUCUGUCACUGAAUUGAUACUGGCAGAGUUUCUCUAUCUUCAGUAUGAAGAUGAGGAAAAGCCAAUUUAUCUUUACAUAAAUUCCACAGGGACAACCAAGGGUGGCGAGAAGUUGGGAUAUGAAACAGAAGCUUUUGCAAUUUAUGAUGUCAUGAGUUAUGUCAAGCCUCCUAUUUUUACACUGUGUGUGGGAAAUGCUUGGGGUGAAGCUGCCUUACUAUUAGCUUCUGGUGCCAAAGGGAAUCGUUCGGCCUUGCCCUCAUCGACAAUAAUGAUAAAGCAGCCAAUUGGAAGGUUUCAAGGCCAAGCGACCGAUGUCAACCUUAUGAGAAAAGAAGUCAAGAAUGUGAAGACAGAAUUGGUAAAUCUCUAUGCAAAGCAUAUCGGAAAAUCACCAGAGCAAAUUGAAGAGGACAUUCGACGUCCAAAGUAUUUUAGUCCUAGUGAAGCACUUGAAUAUGGCAUCAUCGAUAAGGUUCUUUACAAUGAGAGAGGCAGCGAGGACAGAGGGGUUUUGUCAGACCUAAAAAAGGCACAACUUAUAUAAUUUUGUGAAAAGUGGGACUAGUUCUUUAGCGAAGUUGAGGUACGAUAAGCACUCUGUUUUACCAGCAAUCACUUGAAGUCAUAGUUUCCUCAUCUUUUGCUGCAGCGACCGCCAAUCGUUAUACUCUAGUGAUGUUGAGUAAAUGAUAGAAAUUGUACUUAUUUUCUAUAAUGUCUCGGCGUCCCUGCAACACAAAGUUCUUUUGAUACCUUUAGGACAGUAAUAGCAGAUUUGUUGCUUGAAGAUAGAAAGGUUUUAGCCACCUGAUUCCUGUUGAUGUUUGAGCUACCUCAUUGUUUAUGUUGAUGCAUUGUCCUUGUUGUGACAGCAUUGCUAACUAAAUGCUCAUAUUUUCUUCGGUUUAAUGAUGUGAAGGCACAUGUGGAGUUGUACUACAAGAGCAAGUGGCUGUUAGAUUGAGAAACUUGAGGCUACCUUUCAGACCUCCCAUGGUGCUCUAUCAAUUUGUUCUUUUCUCCA
Molecule: messenger RNA, 1505 nt
Organism: Daucus carota subsp. sativus
Lineage: Eukaryota; Viridiplantae; Streptophyta; Magnoliopsida; Apiales; Apiaceae
Product: ATP-dependent Clp protease proteolytic subunit-related protein 4, chloroplastic
Exons: 8
Coding region: 147-1025 (292 amino acids)
Biological process (GO): protein quality control for misfolded or incompletely synthesized proteins
Cellular component (GO): endopeptidase Clp complex
Molecular function (GO): ATPase binding; serine-type endopeptidase activity; ATP-dependent peptidase activity
Source: RefSeq, a predicted model, not a curated record